Hydractinia symbiolongicarpus is the source of this 11021-nucleotide messenger RNA. RefSeq lists its product as uncharacterized. The record is from RefSeq and is a predicted model, not a curated record. The transcript has 2 exons. Lineage: Eukaryota; Metazoa; Cnidaria; Hydrozoa; Anthoathecata; Hydractiniidae. Bases 5912 to 8803 code for a protein of 963 amino acids.
AAAGACGUUGAUGAUGCGACUGUCGAAUUCAAGUCCGGAAGCAACGUUAGAAAGACCUUGGAAUUUCGUCGGUCGAAAUGACGUUGCAAACUCAACGUUAAAAAGACGUUGAAUAAACGUUGUGUGCCCGCUGGGAGAAAUGAUGUUAAAAAUUCUGUGGGACGACCCGAUUUACCUGGGUGUUUUUCCCAUAUAAAAAGUAUAGUUUAACUAUUUUAUCGUGCUAUUGAUCUACAAUCGUAGAAAAAAUUUUUAGGACGAAGGCAGUUUUUUCCUCAUUAUCCAAACAUGGAAAAACUGUCAAACAGUUAAUGAUCUGCAGCUCUGCAAAGUUGUUACUUUAAGCCAGGUAGACAGUGUUGAAAAGUUGCUACUUUUGCACACACGUAAGCCAGGUAGACAGUGUUGAAAAGUUGCUACUUUUGCACACACGUAAGCCAGGUAGACAGUGUUGAAAAGUUUAAAUUAUAAAUCAGGUAAUAAAAAAAUAAAAACAUUGAAAUUGACAUUCUGUGCUACUCUUACAAAUUGUGUGAUUAGCUCGUAAUCAAACAUUUACUCGUGCAAUUGGAAAUAAUCGAAAUCGUAUUUUUUUUUGUUUUUUAAAUUUAUCUUCGUGCUCACGGACUCGGAAAAUUAAAAGCAAAAAAGAAAUACUCGUUCUUUUAUUACCUAAUUGCUCUCGUAAACGUGCGAUUACAUAUACUAAUUACGCAAUUAAUUACGAUACAAUAGCUCUAGCUGCAGAUUAAUUUUUAUUUAAAUCUCUCACGGAUGACACUUUGUGAAUGGUUUUUCUACGUUAAGCCAUCCUUUUUAUAAAAAAAACGAAAUGCACAUUUCAAAAGUAUGGGAGUGCAAAAUCAAUGCAUAAGAUAUGUGGAAAGAUGACAGUAUGUACGUUGUUGGCUCAGAAGUUUUAUGAAAUAUACUAAACCAAAUACGUUAAUUUAUAGCUAGGCUGAUAAACUCCUUCCAUGUCUUCUUAGCUAGCUAUGUUGCUGUGAAGUUGGAGAGUUUCUUGUCAAUUUACUUUUUCAAUUUUCUUAAUAAUUUAAGUUAGCAGUUAAAAGCGCCUUAAAUAUCAGCGUACUGUUAAAUAACACCGUGUUUAGAUAAUGUAAGGUAAUGUGCGAUUGAUUCUAAGUUUUUCAAUAUUAUAUUUUAGGAACUAAAAAGGAAAUUUUUUGUUUUUUUGCCACAGUGAUCUGUGCGGGGAAAUAUGCCGCAAAAACUCCUAUACUUCCAAAAUUGGGGAAAAUUUCACCUCGUAAAUUUUUUUUUCAAUAAAGUGUUCUCCCAGUAUAAAGCUAACUAAUUUGUUUUUACAGGUGUACUCAGUAGCAGUUUCAAAAAUUGGGGAAUUGACUAUAAAACAUAAAUACUAACAAAUACGCCAGUAUAUUCAUUUUUAUCAUUAAAACGCAAUGUUACAUCAUCAUGGUCUUAAUAAUGCAACAGUACCAUAGAAGUUUCAUAGUUAUUAGUUUCAAACAAUGACUUAGAAAUGUACAGAUCGUCAAUGACACCACCACGAAUAUGGGUGGGUAAAGUGACAAUUUGAGUGUAGUCAAGAACUUGAAUUUGACGAAACAUAUAAUAAUUGCUAUCAACCUGGACUUUAACUUAUUGAGCUAAGACAACUUUUCUGGUAUAUCAGCUAUCGCUAACUUAUUAUGCACAGCUUGACAAGGUAGUUCAAUUUUUAACUUUAUUUUUACAUGUGUGACAAAUAUACUUUUUACCAUUAAAACUUCUUACCUUUGUGUCAUUUUCUAACAAAUGUUGUUCAUACUGCCUGGCAGUAUGCGGGAUUCGAUCUGCGGUCCCUGGAACUGGAAGCAGCAGACGAACUCACUACACCACGUGCGGCAAUUUAUUAGUGAUGCAGGUAGUAUGUUAGGGAUGCAGGUAGUAUGUUAGCGAUUCAGGUAGUAUGUUAGCGAUGCAGGUAGUAUGUUAUCGAUGCAGGUAGUAUGUUACCGAUGCAGGUAGUAUGUUAUCGAUGCAGGUAGUAUGUUACCGAUGCAGGUAGUAUGUUAACGAUACAGUAUGUUAGUGAUGCGCAAAAUAGUUCCUCUUCAGUAUAUUAUAUUCGGCUGUCAUGAUCAGAGGUCGGAUCAGGGUUAAACAUUCUCUGUUGAGAAUGAACAAACGGAUGUGCUAUGAUAAAGAAUUACCUAUACUUAUAUAUAUACUUAUACUUGGUUCUUGAUGUGGCUUUUGUAAUUGGCCAAACGAUGUUUCCAGCUGUUUGUGGAGCCAAUGCCUUGUUUUUUGCAUUUAAGACAAUAGCACAUGUAUACGACGUGUUUGGUAGUACAAGUGAGCUGUUUACGGAUUUUGAAAUGCUUCUUUGUAGCGUUGCAGGUAAGCAUAACGAGUCUAAUAUACAUACACAUGGCUACUUAACAUAACGCGUAACGAGUCUAAUGAACAUAAUAUAGUCAUACAUAAUGAACAUGAUAUGUUCAUUAUAUAUGACUAUACCAGAAAAUGCUGUCAACAUGUGUAUAUCAACAACUAAUAUCUGAGAAGCAAGUAAUGCAGCUUCUUUGGCGAUAUGUGCUCGAUUUGAAUAAAAGAUGUACAUUUUCAUGUCAGCGUGUAUUUAGUAGAUCUAACCUUACACUUAAAAAAUGACCUUCCUGAUAGCCGAAUCACUUGAUGUAACAUUAACACACGUAAUGGUGAAGUAGCAAAAAAUAUUAUUCAAUUAAAUUUAGCGUGAGUUUCAUCCGAAAUGUAAAGGAAAAGAAAAUAUCUACAGUAAAAGACAAAUCGAUCCUUUUGCCUAAUCAAGACAUUCUUCUGCCUGAUCAAGGGAUUUUCCUGUUUGAUCACAAAAUUAGAAAAUCAAAGAAUUAUUUACCCAGAAAGGCACAGUUAAAGUUGAAGAAUUCGUAAAGAAAUGAAGGCACAGAAGGUUGUAAAAGAGAGAACAAAGUAUCUUGUUUAAAGUCUGCAGAAUGCUUUUUUCUAAGAGCGUCAAUAGUGGUCCAUUCUGUGUGCCAAUCAUAGAUAAACAUUACGUGUAGCAUUGUGUUAUGUUUCGAAAUGUAGUUAUAUUUUAGAAUGCAGGGAUUUGAUAAAUUAUUUUGAAAACAGACCAAUUUUUGUUUCUUCUUUUUCAAUUUUUUUUUAGACAAGGAAACUUAACAUUUUAAUUAGCGUCAUGGUUUUUAAACGAAUUUAAUGAUAAUUUCUUAUUGUUGAUCUGAUCUCAUAUAUACAAGAUAGUUUACUGUUAACGAUUUAACCCAAUUUGGUCCAGGGGAGUGGUGGAUUUCCCCCCUUCUAUUCUCUUUUGAAAUCAUACUUUUUGCUAAAAAAAGAAAUAGAGACUUGAAACUUGGUAUGACAUGUUUUUAGAUUUGGUUUGAUAAAGCUGAGUCACAAAAUAUUUUCAUUAUUAUAGUUCCUGAGUUACUAAUCUUAGUAUUUUUCAGAGGCGCUGAUUAACGAUUUUUGACAGUAUAUCCAUUUUGACAAAAAUACAUACAUCAAGGGCAAUUCUAAGGGCUCGUGUGCCAUGUGUGCCAUGUUUAAUUGGUGCAACCUAGUUUCAUAUUUGCUAUUUUUUAAAAGCCCUAUCUCACAGAUAGACAAUAAAAAAUAUGACAUAAUUGUGUUGUAAAAUUCUGUUGCAGGAUGCCCAUAAAAGAAAAGUCACAAAAGGUCAGCUGCAGGUAUGUUGAUUUUACCCGCCCCUGCAUGAUUCUCCCUUCCCCGAUUUUUAUUAAUUACAUUCUGUUUUCAUAAAUAAAUUAAGUUAUUAUUAUUCAUAGAUAAUUAAGUUAUUAUUUGAUAAAUUUUUGUAAAUAGGGUCCCCAGAAAUAUUGGGAAUCCGAUUUCGAACAAGUCUUUGGGAGAAAUUUUAUUGAGGAACAAAGAAACAGUGUUUUUAGUCCUCUAUAAAUUUGCAAAUUUUACUUUGAAAACGUUUAUCUGGCUAGCUAAAUACCUGAAUGUGAACAAAAUAUAAAGCUAAAAGAUAUAAAGCUAGCUGUAAUCAACACGUCUACAUCAGGUGUUUGAUCACCUACUACGUGCUAAACCUGUUAAAAACCUUCCUGUUAGCUAGCUAGCCAGCAAUAUACAUUUGUUUUUCUUAUUUCAGCACUUUACUUUUUAUGUCGCUAUCUUUUUUCUUAAUAUACAACGCGACACUAAGAAGUAGUCAGUGAUAUUUUAAUAAAUCUACAAAGUAACACCAAACGCUUUUUAUAAAUUUGGCUGGCUUUUUAAGAAAAAAAGUUUUGUAGUGCACAAAUAUAAUCGACCACGGCUCUAUGCGCCAUUUUAAUCUUGGCCUAAAAAAGUCCUGGCUAAGGAAAAAGUCGUAAUAAUUACGGUCAACGAUACUAGGGUAUUUUUCGCCGUCAUCCGAUCCACCGUCAACAAGAAGGCAAAAAAAGCGUGAACGUGGAUAAUUGAAACAAAAUAAUAACAUUCGUUAGGAUUAUCCUUAGGACUUGAAACUUACAAGAUAACUUCAUUUCGUCAAGGGAAAUCUUUUUUAGAAUUUUGGGGACGUGAUUAACCCGAUUACCCGAUUGGUUUGGAUUUUACCCAACAAUCGGAAAAGACGGAUUUUCAGGCAAUUUUUGCCUUCAAACAUGCGAACUAUGUAAAGGCCGGAAAAUAUGUUCAAUAACUUUUAUUUGGCUGUCGCAAACUAUUAUAGGAACGAUUAUAAACGUUCGCUCCAGAACGCAAGUAAUUAGUUUAAAGCAUAUAGUGGCAUAUUAGACAAAUUUUAAGUCUCCGAUGACGUCACAGGAAAAGUACUGACAUUAGCAAAUAUUUGUUGCUGUCAUUUUGUUUCUUUUAUGACGUACUACAAGUGCGCCAAGUUUGAUUCAAUUUAAACAAGCCUGUCAAAAUUUCGAAAUACCCCGGACAAAUUUGGUUAAAUUUGUUUUUCCUAGAUGCUCAUAUUGAUGCUUAUGUCACAAAAUCAAUCAUAGCUUUUAAAAACUUACCAACGUUUUAAAAUAACAUAGCAUGUCAUUACAAAAUUUUAAAAUUUAAUCAAAGUGCGCACGCACUAAAAAAAAGAAAAAAUGUUUUUUUGAGCUUUUUACGCAAUAACGAAAAAAUGCGAUCUUUACUUUUGUUUUACUUUAUCUUUUUUACGUGUUGCCCUACUAUUGUAUCGAAAUGAGUAUACAACCAAAACACUAGAAUGAUACUUUAACUUCAAAUAUAUCACUGAUGUCGUCCUUAUGAAAAAUGAAAACUUGAAAUGUUUUUGGAAAAUGUUACGAACGCAAAAUAAAUUUUAUUUCAAAAUAGCACGUACAAGUUCGUUAUUAGAGAUAUUAUGCUUUGAUACAUAGCAAUGAAGGUCUCAGUAUGAUGGUGUUAUCAGCCUGGAUAUUUCAAUAAACUAAAACUCGCGAGAGUUUUGUUUUAUUGUCUAUUGUGUUUUAUUAAAAACAGCGGCCUAAAUAAAUAGAUAUGGUUUGGGUUGAGAACAUUAAUAGCUGUGCUCAAGUUAUUAAGACCCCAUCCUUCAUAUAAAUACGACGUCAGGCAAAUUCAUGCUAAGAUGAUGAGGAAAACUAUCCACAAAUUAAUGCACUUCCGGUUCGUUGGAAUUCAGUUCAAUCAAAGCGUUAAACAUCAUCGUUUCCAAUAUCUGAAAGGUGUACAUUUAUAUUUCCUAUUGAAUGUUUUUUAACCGUAGUUAUUUUAGCUCAAUAGAAUUUAUAAAGGAAGGUGUUUUACAUCAACUGAAUAUUAAUCGUUUUGCGAUAAUAUUAAUUUGUUAAGAACACAAGACUGCACAUUGUGAUCCCAAAGAAAAAAAUGCUGGUAAAUUUGUCAACAAUGUUUUAUUUUGUUCUUUUAUUGUUGAUUUCGUUGAACACAGUGGGGUGGAGAACUUACCUCCCCAGUUAAAGUAAUGGUUGAAGUAAUGGUUAAAGUAAUGGUUGAAGUAAUGGUUAAAGUAAUGGUUAAAGUAAUGGUUAAAGUAAUGGUUGAAGUAAUGGUUAAAGUAAUGGUUAAAGUAAUGGUUAAAGUAAUGAUUGAAGUAAUGGUUAAAGUAAUGUUUAAAGUAAUGGUUGAAGUAAUGGUUAAAGUAAUGGUUAAAGUAAUAGUUAAAGUAAUGGUUAAAGUAAUGUUUAAAGUAAUGGUUGAAGUAAUGGUUAAAGUAAUGGUUGAAGUAAUGGUUAAAGUAAUGUUUAAAGUAAUGGUUGAAGUAAUGGUUAAAGUAAUGGUUAAAGUAAUGGUUAAAGUAAUGGUUAAAGUAAUGGUUAAAGUAAUGGUUAAAGUAAUGGUUAAAGUAAUGGUUAAAGUAAUGGUUAAAGUAAUGGUUAAAGUAAUGAUUGAAGUAAUGGUUAAAGUAAUGUUUAAAGUAAUGGCUGAAGUAAUGGUUAAAGUAAUGGUUGAAGUAAUGGUUAAAGUAAUGGUUGAAGUAAUGGUUAAAGUAAUGGUUGAAGUAAUGGUUAAAGUAAUGUUUAAAGUAAUGUUUAAAGUAAUGGUUAAAGUAAUGGUUGAAGUAAUGGUUAAAGUAAUGGUUGAAGUAAUGGUUAAAGUAAUGUUUAAAGUAAUGGUUAAAGUAAUGGUUGAAGUAAUGGUUAAAGUAAUGGUUGAAGUAAUGGUUAAAGUAAUGGUUAAAGUAAUGGUUGAAGUAAUGGUUAAAGUAAUGGUUGAAGUAAUGGUUAAAGUAAUGGUUAAAGUAAUGUUUAAAGUAAUGGUUAAAGUAAUGGUUGAAGUAAUGGUUAAAGUAAUGGUUGAAGUAAUGGUUAAAGUAAUGUUUAAAGUAAUGGUUAAAGUAAUGGUUGAAGUAAUGGUUAAAGUAAUGGUUGAAGUAAUGGUUAAAGUAAUGUUUAAAGUAAUGGCUGAAGUAAUGGUUAAAGUAAUGGUUGAAGUAAUGGUUGAAGUAAUGGUUAAAGUAAUGGUUGAAGUAAUGGUUAAAGUAAUGGUUGAAGUAAUGGUUAAAGUAAUGUUUAAAGUAAUGGUUAAAGUAAUGGUUGAAGUAAUGGUUAAAGUAAUGGUUGAAGUAAUGCUUAAAGUAAUGUUUAAAGUAAUGGUUAAAGUAAUGGUUGAAGUAAUGGUUAAAGUAAUGGUUGAAGUAAUGGUUAAAGUAAUGGUUAAAGUAAUGGUUGAAGUAAUGGUUAAAGUAAUGGUUAAAGUAAUAGUUAAAGUAAUGUUUAAAGUAAUGGUUAAAGUAAUGGUUGAAGUAAUGGUUAAAGUAAUGGUUGAAGUAAUGGUUAAAGUAAUGGUUAAAGUAAUGGUUGAAGUAAUGGUUAAAGUAAUGGUUGAAGUAAUGGUUAAAGUAAUGGUUAAAGUAAUGUUUAAAGUAAUGGUUAAAGUAAUGGUUGAAGUAAUGGUUAAAGUAAUGGUUGAAGUAAUGGUUAAAGUAAUGUUUAAAGUAAUGGUUAAAGUAAUGGUUGAAGUAAUGGUUAAAGUAAUGGUUGAAGUAAUGGUUAAAGUAAUGUUUAAAGUAAUGGCUGAAGUAAUGGUUAAAGUAAUGGUUGAAGUAAUGGUUGAAGUAAUGGUUAAAGUAAUGGUUGAAGUAAUGGUUAAAGUAAUGGUUGAAGUAAUGGUUAAAGUAAUGUUUAAAGUAAUGGUUAAAGUAAUGGUUGAAGUAAUGGUUAAAGUAAUGGUUGAAGUAAUGCUUAAAGUAAUGUUUAAAGUAAUGGUUAAAGUAAUGGUUGAAGUAAUGGUUAAAGUAAUGGUUGAAGUAAUGGUUAAAGUAAUGGUUAAAGUAAUGGUUGAAGUAAUGGUUAAAGUAAUGGUUAAAGUAAUAGUUAAAGUAAUGUUUAAAGUAAUGGUUAAAGUAAUGGUUGAAGUAAUGGUUAAAGUAAUGGUUGAAGUAAUGGUUAAAGUAAUGGUUAAAGUAAUGGUUGAAGUAAUGGUUAAAGUAAUGGUUAAAGUAAUGGUUGAAGUAAUGGUUAAAGUAAUGGUUGAAGUAAUGGUUAAAGUAAUGUUUAAAGUAAUGGUUAAAGUAAUGGUUGAAGUAAUGGUUAAAGUAAUGGUUAAAUUAAUGUUUAAAGUAAUAGUUAAAGUAAUGGUUGAAGUAAUGGUUAAAGUAAUGGUUGAAGUAAUGGUUGAAGUAAUGGUUAAAGUAAUGGUUAAAGUAAUGUUUAAAGUAAUGGUUGAAGUAAUGGUUAAAGUAAUGGUUAAAGUAAUGGUUGAAGUAAUGGUUGAAGUAAUGGUUAAAGUAAUGGUUGAAGUAAUGGUUAAAGUAAUGGUUAAAGUAAUGUUUAAAGUAAUGGUUGAAGUAAUGGUUAAAGUAAUGGUUAAAGUAAUGGUUAAAGUAAUGGUUAAAGUAAUGGUUGAAGUAAUGGUUGAAGUAAUGGUUGAAGUAAUGGUUAAAGUAAUGGUUGAAGUAAUGGUUAAAGUAAUGGUUAAAGUAAUGUUUAAAGUAAUGGUUGAAGUAAUGGUUAAAGUAAUGGAUAAAAGAAUGGUUAAAGUAAUGGUUGAAGUAAUGGUUAAAGUAAUGGUUGAAGUAAUGGUUAAAGUAAUGGUUGAAGUAAUGGUUAAAGUAAUGUUUAAAGUAAUGGUUAAAGUAAUGGUUGAAGUAAUGGUUAAAGUAAUGGUUGAAGUAAUGGUUAAAUUAAUGUUUAAAGUAAUAGUUAAAGUAAUGGUUGAAGUAAUGGUUAAAGUAAUGGUUAAAGUAAUGGUUAAAGUAAUGGUUGAAGUAAUGGUUAAAGUAAUGGUUAAAGUAUUUGAUGUUGAUGUAGCAAAACAUGCUUUUACCGGUACAGCUUUUAUUAGAAACCUUAUUUACCUAAAAAAUGAUGUAACUUUUUAUUUCAUUAUAUUUCAGUUUUGCGGUGAAAAGUAAUAAAAACGAUUUUUAGUAAUUAGUCUAAGAACACCUGUUGCAAAUGCUGUACGGCUUAUAUGUUGUUCCGGGCUGCUUUUUUCUGUAUAAUAUGAUUUGUUUUUCUCAAAUGGUAUGACCCGCCUUAUAUAUCCAUUCUUGUAGCAAUAUACAUAAAUGAAUUUUAAUUUCAGAAACUACACAAAAAUUUAUUCUGAUAACUUUUUUUUUUCCAAAAAAUGUUAUAUGUUAUAUAAACAAUUGACUUAUUUUUUAUUACAAAUCUUUUUCAUGUAUCUAAGUAACCAGUGAAGAUAUUAAGUUGGUUUAUUAUGUGGAAGUAAAACGUUAACGACAAGAGAUGGAUUUUUUAAUAACUCAUGCUAUAUUUAUCUAUCAGACACCUGCCUGCCAAAUUUUUAGGUCCCAUACCCCCAGAGGCUUUGAUAUUGGCUAUUACUUGAAACUGCCCCUAAAAAUCUCUAUAAAAUUCUUAUAAUCAGGACAAUAUAAUAAGUCUUGUUAGGAUAAUCCUUUUAAACUUGAAACAUACAAUACAACUUUGUAUCAUCAAGUAGAAUCCCCUUUUAUGUUUUGGAGACGUGAAUAAUCCGAUUUCCUGAUUUUUUGGAAUUUACCCAAACGUCGGAAAAAACGGAUUUUCGGACAGUUUUCUGCAAUCUUUUAGGCCAGCUAUGUAAAAAAUGGAAAAUAUGUUUAAUAACUUUUCUUUGGCUUUUAGAAAAUUCAAAUAAAAUGUCAAAAUAUGUUGGAAAAUCUCCGGACCGAAUAGGGUUAAAAGCUCUUUUGAAAUGAAAAAGCUUAGCCUCUACCAGGUCAAUUGCUUUUUUGACUUUUUUGCAUUACAUUUUCUGAUGAAAUAAUAAAAAAUGUCAUUGCUUUGAAUUUAAGAUAUCAUCAGUUAACUAUGUACUAUCUGGAGAUUUCCUUAACAUAUGUGAUAUGGGGUUGUAGAAAAUUUUGAUGGAGAAGAUGUGUUAUAUGAGGUCGUAAAAAGUUUUGGUGGUGCUGAAUCUGUUCUGUCCACUAUAAGGUCAUAUUUAAGUAUUUAUAUUCUACCUCAGAAAAUAUCCAAUAAUCAAACACUAGUACAAACAGAACAGGUUGCACAUUCCGACCAUCAAUAAUAAAAAGAAAGCAAGCUGCUCGACAUAUGUAGAUUUAAAUUAACUAUUUAUUGUUCUUAUGCAUAAAGAAGACGAUAAGAAUUAUUCAUCAGCAGGUACCUCAGACGAGCGGGAAAGUGAUGAACGAAAAAAAGGUGGUAAGGUUAAGCGUUACCAGUUUUUUCUUUUCUGUAAUUUUAACGUUUAGAAGAAUCAUUGAAAUGAUAUAAAAAUCCACUUUUCUGACUUUAGUGCUUGCAUAAUUUAAACUACAACAUAGUCGCGCUAUUUUUAAUACUUUCAAGUUGAAUAAACGCAUAUUUUAAAAACUGAUUGUCUAGAGGAUGUAAUAGGACAAAUUAUUGAAUAUUCUGAAAUUGGGAAAUUCAAAUUUCGGUUAUUAUGGUAUAUUAUAGUCUGUUACCCGUGGCAAAAUCCACGGGGUAGCCCGUCCUUUAUAUAUCGCAUUUCGUGUAACCGUAACACGACAUUUUUCUCGCAGACAGACAGACAAAGUACAGAUUUUUUUAUAGAGAUGCAAAAAUAUUAGAGAUUUACAUGAAAUAUUUUAAAAACAGUUGAAAUCAUUCUAGAUAAUUUCAUAGUACAAAUUGAUAACAGCAGUGUACUAUUCAUUUUUGAUUAUGAGUUUUUUGAUAUUUUCAAUUAGGGAUUCACCAUAAUUUCUGAGCAGCACAACAAGAUUGCAGAUAACAAACUUUAUUUUCUUAAGAAAAUUUAUUAUUUACAUGUUUCGAUUUUAUUAACAACCAUCAUCAGAAUGAAUUAAAAGUUUAAAAUUCAAGGUUAUAUAUAUACGGUUUUUACAAGCUCGAGUAAAAUUUGUAAUUCGGUGAGAUAAAAAAAAUCAAUGGAAAAUAUAAAACUAAGGUGAAAAACGUACAGUAGUUUAUAAAAUUGUUGUCGGGGUAAUAAAUAUACUUUGUUACAAUGGAGAGUUUAAUUACGAAUGAAUAGUAAUCUGUUUACAAUUACUUACGUAAAUAAAUAAACUAAUAAAUCAAAACAAAAUUAUCAAGAAGACAAGGUUAAUAAUGCAUUGCUUGACUUGCUUAUUCAGACCGUUUUAUCCAAGAAAUAUGCAAACCCUC